CUCACACACUCACCUACCAACACAGAUCAGUCAGACAGAAUUACACACUCACACUCACACACACACACUCACACUCACACACCUCUCAUUCCAACUCUAUCUAAUGCUGGGAUCCUUCUGACAGUUCACAUGUUUUCGGGUUCAUCUGAGCUCAGACAUCCAGUAGGACCUCCUCUGGUGUCUUUCCCUGUGUCCCCUCUGGGGUUCAGUCUGUAUCUCUGCUGGAGCUGGACCAAAACGCACAUCUCUGAUACUCAUCCUAUGGACAAAGGCUUGAGUGAUAAGAGUUAGGUGGAGAUAGAGAAAGACAGACAGAGAGAUAGAGAGACAGUGGGUUGGGGGAUUGAAAAGCCUGUGCUGGUUGCUGAGGCAAGGCAAGGAACCGUUGUCAACAGUGACGCAGGAGCAGCAUGUAUCAGAUGAAACGAUACACUUACAGCAGGACCACCAGCAGCGGCAGCAGCAGGAUGAGUUCAGAUGGAGGUGGGCGGCCUGUUAAGGUGGGCUCUCUGGUUGAGGUCAUUGGUAAAGGUCAUCGAGGCACCGUGGCAUAUAUUGGAAACACCCUUUUUGCCUCUGGAAAAUGGGUGGGCGUCAUUCUAGAGGAACCUAAAGGCAAGAACGAUGGCACUGUGCAGGGUAAACGAUAUUUCACCUGUCAGGAGAACCAUGGGAUAUUUGUACGCCAAUCACAGAUUCAGUUAGUAGAAGAUGGGGCCGACACGACAUCUCCUGACACACCUGAAGCUGCCACCUCCAAAAUGCUGAAGCGGGAAAUGAUUGAAGGUCCAAAGUCAAACAAAGUGCGAGGAACCAAACCCAAAAAGGUGCUGCAUGUUUCUCUAACCUCUCUUUCCAUUGCAAUGGCACCUACGACUCGUAAGACCACCACCAGAAGGCCCAAGCAAACGCGGGCUGGAGUGGGGGUGAAGGUGGGCUCAGGAUCAGCUUCUGCUGGAGAGAUGAGCAGCAGUGAACCCAGCACACCUGCCCAAACACCACUGGCUGCUCCAGUUAUACCUUCACCUGUGGGAACACUGCCUUCGCCGGGGGCUCCUCCCAUCCCGGGACCCAGCAAGGAAGAGGAGUCACUGCGUGCCCAGGUGAAGGAUCUGGAGGAGAAGCUGGAGACGCUGAAGAUGAAGAGGACAGAGGACAAGGCAAAGCUGAAGGAGCUUGAGAAGCACAAGAUUCAGCUGGAGCAGCUGCAGGAGUGGAAGAGUAAGAUGCAGGAACAACAAAAUGAACUUCAGAAACAACUCAAAGAGGCCAAGAGGGAAGCUAAGGAAGCUCUUGAAGCUAAAGACCACUACAUGGAAGAGAUGGCAGAUACAGCAGAUGCCAUUGAGAUGGCCACUCUGGAUAAGGAAAUGGCUGAAGAACGGGCCGAGUCACUGCAACUGGAGGCUGACGCUCUGAAAGAGAGAGUGGAUGAGCUGACCAUGGACUUGGAGAUACUCAAACAUGAGAUAGAGGAAAAAGGAUCAGAUGGAGCAGCAUCUAGUUACCAUGUGAGGCAGUUAGAGGAGCAGAAUGCACGACUGAAGGAGGCUUUGGUGAGGAUGCGUGACUUAUCUGCAUCAGAGAAACAAGAGCAUGCAAAGCAACAGAAACUAAUGGAGGAGAAGAAUUUUGAGCUGGAUGCGCUGAGAUGCCAGAAAGAGAAACUACAGGAGGAAAUGAAGAUGUCUGAGAAAACGAUUGAUGAGCUCAAAGAACAAGUGGAUGUUGCUCUCGGGGCGGAGGAGAUGGUGGAGAUGUUGACCGAUCGUAAUCUAGACCUGGAGGAGAAAGUACGGGAGCUCCGAGAAACUGUCUCAGAUCUGGAAGCCAUCAAUGAGAUGAAUGAUGAGCUGCAGGAGAACGCCAGAGAGACGGAGCUGGAGUUGAGAGAGCAGUUGGAUCUGAGUGCUGCCAGCGUCAGGGAGGUGGAGAAGCGGGUGGAGGCGGCACAAGAAACAGUGGCAGACUACCAGAAGACCAUCCAGAAAUACAGAGAGCUCACCGCACACCUGCAGGAGGUGAACAGGGAGCUGAUGAGCCAACAGGAAGCCAGCACUGAGCAGCAGCAACAGCCCGCAGAAAUCUUCGAUUUCAAGAUCAAAUUUGUGGAAACCAAAGCUUACGCCAAGGCCAUAGAAAUGGAGCUGCGUAAAAUGGAGGUAGCUCAGGCUAACAGACAGGUGUCACUGCUGAUUUCCUUCAUGCCUGACUCCUUCCUGAAACACGGAGGAGACCAUGACUGCAUCCUGGCUCUGCUGCUCAUCCCACGACUCAUCUGCAAGGCAGAGCUGAUCAGUAAGCAGGCCCAGGAGAAGUUUGAGUUGACUGAGAUGUGCUCUCAGAAGCCUGGCUUGAGAGGAGCCGUCGGAGAGCAGCUGAGCUUUGCUGCUGGACUCAUCUAUUCUCUCACACUGCUACAGGCAACACUGCACAAAUAUGAACAUGCUCUAAGUCAGUGCAGUGUGGACGUGUACAAGCGUGUGGGUUCUCUGUACUCUGAGAUGAGUGUUCAUGAGCGAUCCCUGGAUUUCCUCAUAGACCUCUUGUACAAAGACCUGCUGGAUGAAACAGUCAAUGUGCAACCCCUUACCAAAGCUAUUAAAUACUAUCAGCACCUUUACAGCAUUCAUCUCGCUGAACAGCCUGAGGACUGUACCAUGCAGCUUGCAGACCACAUCAAAUUUACCCAGAGUGCUCUUGACUGUAUGGCAGUGGAGGUGGGGCGUCUGAGGGCCUUCAUACAGACAGGACAGGGCGAGGAAGCAUUUUGUGUGCUGCUGAAGGAUCUGGACACUUCCUGUAGUGACAUACGACAGUUCUGCAAGAAGAUCCGUCGUCGCAUGCCAGGCACAGAUGCACCGGGCAUCCCAGCUGCCCUCAGCUUUGGAACUCAGGUGUGUGAGACCCUGGCAGAGAGCAGAAGGCAGUUGGCCUGGGUGAAUGCAGUGCUGCAGGAAGUGGCAGCGGCAGCCGCUCAGCUCAUCGCCCCUCUCAGCGAACACGAGGGACUGCCAGACGUCAAACUGGAAGACAUGGCCUUUAAAGCAGCUGAACAGAUCUAUGGGUCGCAGGGCAUAAACCCUCAAGAGUGUCUGCGCCAGUCAUGCAGUGUUGUCAUAGCCACCAUGAACAAGAUGGCUACUGCUAUGCAGGAGGGAGAAUAUGACUCUGAAAGACCACAGAAUGGAAUAUGUCCUGUGGAAGUCCGAGCAGCAGCACUAAGGGCAGAAAUCACUGAUGCAGAAGGACUCGGCCUCAAACUUGAAGACAGAGAAACUGUCAUCAAAGAGCUGAAGAAAUCCCUUAAAAUAAAGGGAGAGGAACUAAGUGAGGCCAGUGUGCGUCUCAGUUUACUGGAGAAAAAGCUGGACAGCGCAUCUAGAGAUGCGGAUGAGCGAGUGGAGAAGAUCCAGAUGGUUCUAGAUGAGACAGUUUCGCUCCUGAAAAAGAAGGAAAAGGAGUUUGAGGAGACCAUGGAUGCUCUCCAGGCUGACAUAGACCAACUAGAGGCAGAGAAAGUAGAGCUUAAGCAGAGAAUCAUCAGCCAAUCAAAGAUGACCAUGGACGGCCUGAGAGGAAGCCAAGCCUCUGGCAUUGCCUCCAUUGUGACUUGUGGCAUCACUGCUGAGGAACAAAAAGGUAAAUUUUUUGUCAGUAUAAUGUUUAAAUAUCUCCUGUUUUUUUCCUCCCACUCAUGGUCUCUCUGUGUGCUGCAUGUGUGCUUGAAAUUUAUUCUUACUUGUGUUUCUAGAUAUUAGCAUUUUUAGUUUUUGUUUCACAAAGAUUUUGUCAUGUUUCCCUUUCAUAAGUUGCAUGCUGUACUGUAAUCAAGAGCCAUGCAAUAAGUGACCAUAACUCAAUGUCAUUUAUUGCACCGAAUACUUGAUUCUGAUUGGUCAGUUAUGACAUUCCUUUCUUUAAUAUAUUUAAGUAGUAUUCAAUAAUGUAGUUUCCUUCCUUAUAGCUUCCUACAUGUUAUUUCAUGUCUGCCAUAAAACUCUGUGGUCUCAUUUUUCAUCAUCUAAUAUAAAAUGUAGCCAUCUAAUAAGUUUGAUAAUGUAUAGUCAACAAGCAAAAAAUAAUCUUUCAGGUUAAAAAAUCCUUAAAUCUUUAUUUUUUUUUAUAAUGUGCAUUAUGACCUACUUAAUGUUAAUGUAAUAUUUGAAAUCUCAGUAAUUGCAGCUGUUUUAUUAUCAUCUCUAUGCAGUGAAGUAUUAAGAAAAUCCUGUUUGUAUUUAAUAUUAUCCACCUAAGAUGCUUUCUUUAAAAUAUCAGUGAUAUAAUGCUAUAAUAAACACUGCCAAAACAUGUCAAAUUUUUGGGGUUGGUGAGAUUUUUUUUUUUUUGAGCGAACCUCAACAUUAUUGCAUAUAUUUGAUAAUAAUACAGUUAAAACAUUAAUAUUGUGGAAUAUUAUUAUUUUUUAACUAUUUUAAUAUAGCUGAAUUUUCAGCAGCCAUUACUUCAGUCUUCAGUGUCAAGUGAUCCUUCAGAAAUCAUUCUAUUAUGCUGAUUUGAUGCGCAAUAAACAUUUCUUAUCAUUAUCAAUGUUGAAAACUGUUGCGAUGCUUAAUAUUUUUGUGGAAACUGUGAUCCUUUUUUUCAAGAUCUUUGAUGCAUGGAAAGUUCAAAAGAACAGCAUUUUUUUUUUUUUUUUUUUUUUUUUUAAAAAGAAAUCUUAUGCAGCAUUAUACAUUUUUUACUGUCACCUUUGAUCAAUUUAAUGCCUCCUUGCAGAGUAAAA
Messenger RNA from Carassius carassius (crucian carp), 4747 nucleotides. Its product is annotated as dynactin subunit 1-like. The record is from RefSeq and is a predicted model, not a curated record. Gene Ontology annotation, cellular component: cytoplasm; microtubule plus-end; nucleus. Gene Ontology annotation, biological process: cytoplasmic microtubule organization. The transcript is spliced from 26 exons. Gene Ontology annotation, molecular function: microtubule plus-end binding. Lineage: Eukaryota; Metazoa; Chordata; Actinopteri; Cypriniformes; Cyprinidae. Bases 411 to 3761 code for a protein of 1116 amino acids.